CACUUUGUUCUGUCCUAUAAAGAGGCUCUCUGUCUCUCUCUUCCUCACCCCCUGGCCUCCAUCUCUAGUCUCCAUCCUCCAUUUCCUAAUUCCUUCCCUCGGAAUAUCUUCACUAGCAGACAAAAAAAAAGCACAGCUAGCUUGCCGGAAUGUCGGUGGAAGCAUUUCCCGACGCGUUUUCCGGCGACCGGGAGGAUGGGGUUGAGCGAUUGAGCAUAAUGUGGGGUCAAGUGAAAGCGCCGGUGAUAGUUCCGAUGCUCAGAGUAGCUGUUUUUGUGUGCCUAUUAAUGUCGGUGAUGCUGUUCAUCGAGAGAGUGUACAUAGGAGUUGUGAUAGCUCUGGUGAAAGUGAUCGGAAGGAAGCCAGAAAAACGGUACAAAUUUGAGCCGUUGAAGGAUGAUGACGUGGAGCUGGGGGAUUCAGCUUAUCCCACCGUUCUUGUUCAAAUCCCCAUGUACAAUGAGAAAGAGGUGUAUCAGCUGUCAAUAGGAGCUGCAUGUGGGCUUUCAUGGCCGUCAGAUCGAAUCAUAGUCCAAGUUCUUGAUGACUCCACCGACCCUUUCAUCAAGAAUAUGGUGGAAAAGGAGUGUCAAAGAUGGGCAGGCAAAGGGGUAAACAUAAAGUAUGAGAUUAGAGACAACAGAAAUGGGUAUAAGGCAGGGGCAUUAAAGGAAGGGUUGAAGCAUCCUUAUGUGAAGCAAUGUGAUUAUGUAGCCAUCUUUGAUGCUGAUUUUCAACCUGAACCUGAUUUCCUCUGGCAAACCAUCCCUUACCUCGUCCAUAAUCCCCGUCUUGCCCUCGUUCAAGCUCGCUGGAAAUUCGUAAAUGCGGAUGAAUGCUUGAUGACAAGAAUGCAAGAAAUGUCAUUAGAUUAUCAUUUCACGGUGGAGCAAGAAGUGGGGUCAUCUACCUAUGCAUUUUUCGGCUUUAAUGGGACGGCUGGUGUGUGGAGGCUGGCUGCAAUUGAGGAGGCAGGUGGGUGGAAGGACCGGACCACAGUUGAGGACAUGGACUUGGCUGUCCGUGCCAGCCUCAAAGGCUGGAAAUUCCUGUACCUUGGCUCCCUCAAGGUAAAGAAUGAACUACCAAGCACAUUCAAGGCAUAUCGCUACCAACAGCACAGAUGGUCCUGUGGUCCAGCAAAUCUUUUCAGGAAAAUGCUGAUGGAGAUCGUGAGAAACAAGAAAGUAAACUUGUGGAAGAAGAUUCAUGUGAUCUACAGCUUCUUCUUUGUCAGAAAGAUCAUAGCCCAUAUUGUCACUUUUGUUUUCUACUGUCUAGUAUUGCCUGCAACUGUUCUCAUCCCUGAGGUUCAAGUUCCUACAUGGGCAUGUGUCUAUAUUCCCACAAUCAUCACUCUUCUAAAUGCCGUUGGAACUCCAAGGUCAUUGCAUUUGCUAGUGUUCUGGAUACUUUUCGAGAAUGUGAUGUCCCUCCACCGGACCAAGGCUACCUUCAUCGGACUGUUGGAAGCAGGCAGAGUGAAUGAAUGGAUUGUAACUGAGAAACUGGGAGAUGCAACUGCUUUCAAGCUAAAACCAGCAGCAACACUAAAAUCAUCAUCAUUUAAAAAACCUCUGUUAAGGAUUGCAGAAAGGAUUCAUGUGCUAGAGCUUGCAACGGGUGCUUAUCUCUUCUACUGCGGAUGCUACGAUGUCGCAUUCGGGAAGAACAAUUAUUUCCUUUACCUCUUCAUCCAAUCAAUAGCCUUCUUCAUAGCUGGAUUCGGAUAUGUUGGCACAUUUGUUCAUAGUUCUUAACACAACAUUUGGUGUCACUCCUUGGCUGAUAAUGCAUAUGAAUCUUUUUGUGCUUGUCUUCAGAUCACCAGAUCAGAAGGACGGCAUCUUUCACCUGGCUGUAUUUUUUAUUCUUUUUUCUUUUCCAUAUAUUCUCAAUUCUUUCCUUGUAAAAUAGAAGAAAACUGGUUAUUUGGAUUAGGUUGUAAGUCAUAAGAAUUCAAGUUGUGGACCAAAUAAUGGAUGUAUUAUCCUUGUGUAUAUUUCAACAUUCAAAGGCAAUGUAGAUACAGAAAAGAUCUCAAAAGAUGCACUGUCACUCUCAGAAAGGAAAACUCAGCACGAGAAUAUAGUCAAAACAAAGAAGCAAUGAGCCCCUUCUUUUAGAUUGAAAUUCU
Molecule: messenger RNA, 2137 nt
Organism: Cuscuta europaea
Lineage: Eukaryota; Viridiplantae; Streptophyta; Magnoliopsida; Solanales; Convolvulaceae
Source: the annotation of a GenBank genome assembly